CUAGGGGUGGCGGAGGGCGUUGCUGUCCGGCAUGUAUUUCCGCUUCCUCCCCGCCCGGUCCUAUUAGGUUGGCCCGGCUUGUUGUGGGGAGGGCGGGGGAAGGUUGUUUGGAGCUUCGCGCACGGUUAGGUAAACUGAGGCAGAGCUGUGCGUGGGGGACCUCUGCGCCCGCCUGUGCCGGAGGUCUGGGGACGGCCUCGGAGCGUUCGCAGGCUGGAGGAGGACGAGAAGGUCCCCAGAGACUUAGCCGCAGCCUCUGCUCGGGCCCAGCCGUCUGUCCCCAGCUGCCACCCCGGCCCGGUGGCGCCUGCCCCCGCCCUCCCGAAUGCUGUGCCUCCUCGCAGGCCUCGGCCCAGGAUCCAGGCCCCCUCUGCUCCCUGCCCCGGAGCAGCCGCGCCCCGUGGCCGGGAGGGGAGCGCUGUGCCGCCAGGGCUGUGGCUGCAGGAACCCCGCUGACGGCUGGAAUCUCCGCCUCCGACCCAGUGCGAGGCCUUCCUGCGCCCCCUUCACCGGCCUCUGAGAAGAGACCCCUCUUGCCACCCGGAGCCCAGGAAGCCUCAAGCUGGGGCCCUGGUCCCAGCAUGUCAGCCCUCUCCUGUGUAUAGGGCUGUGCCCGCGCCCUGUCAGCAUGGCUGAGCUCAGGCCGGUUCCGGGCGGGCGGGAGACCCCUCAGGGGGAGCUGCGGCCGGAGGUGGUGGAGGAUGAAGUCCCUCGGAGCCCAGUCGCGGAGGAGCCCCGCGGGGAUGGAAGUAACAGCAGUGAAGCCAAGCUGUUUCCAGGGGAGGAGGAAGAGCUGGAUCCCAGGAUACAGGAGGAGCUGGAGCACCUGAACCAGGCCAGCGAGGAGAUCAACCAGGUGGAGCUACAGCUGGACGAGGCCAGAACCACCUAUCGGAGGAUCCUGCAGGAGUCGGCGAGGAAGCUUAACACUCAGGGCUCCCACUUGGGGAGCUGCAUCGAGAAGGCCCGGCCCUACUAUGAGGCUCGGCGGCAAGCUAAGGAGGCCCAGCAGGAGACGCAGAAGGCAGCCUUACGGUAUGAGCGGGCUGUGAGCAUGCACAGCGCUGCCCGGGAGAUGGUGUUUGUGGCUGAGCAGGGCGUCAUGGCUGACAAGAACCGGCUGGACCCGACAUGGCAGGAGAUGCUCAACCACGCCACCUGCAAGGUGAACGAGGCAGAGGAGGAACGGCUUCGUGGCGAGCGGGAGCACCAACGGGUAACGCGGCUGUGCCAGCAGGCUGAAGCUCGGGUGCAGGCCCUGCAGAAGACCCUCCGGCGGGCCAUUGGCAAGAGCCGCCCCUACUUUGAGCUCAAGGCCCAGUUCAGCCAGAUCCUGGAGGAGCACAAGGCCAAGGUGACAGAGCUGGAGCAGCAGGUUGCUCAGGCCAAGACUCGCUACUCGGUGGCCCUGCGCAACCUGGAGCAGAUCAGUGAGCAGAUCCACGCGCGCCGCAGGGGCCUGCCCCCUCACCCGCCUGGCCCUCGGCGCUCCUCCCCGGUGGGCGCUGAGGCCAGGCCCCAGGGGGAGGAGGACGGAGACAGUGGGAUCAUUGAGGGGGCUGAGGGCGAGGCCCCAGAAGAGGGCUGCAGCCUGGGGCUUGGUCCUGCCCCUGAUGGGGACACAGCGAGCCUGCUGAGCCUGCGCACCGUGGCCUCAGACCUGCAGAAGUGUGACUCCGUGGAACACCUGCGAGGCCUCUCGGACCACGCCAGUCUGGACGGCCAGGAGCUGGGCACCUGGAGCGGGGGCCGUGGGGGCCGCCACCAGCGCAGCAUCAGUCUGUAGCCCGGCUUAGGUCUGGCGUGGCCCUUACCCUGCAAGCUCCGUCCCGGGGCCCUUGCUUCCCCUGGAGGUCGGGUUGGCUGUGUCUGAUUCUGUCAUUUGUCGUUCUCCCCCCUUCCCCAGUGUUACAGGUGACAGCUCUUUGCCUUACUCCCCAGAAGGCUUACCUCUGGCUCUCACGGUCUGUCCAUUCUCUCUGCUGGCCUCUUUCUAACUUCUUUCCUCUGCCUGGCUUUUCCCUCAGGGACUUGGUCUGGGAAGCACAGGGAACCCCUCUCACAAGGUGGAUGUGGACCUGAAUCCAGCAUCUCGGGCCCCCAGCCUGAGUGGACAGGUGUUCCUCCCAUUUCCCUUCUGAUGAGGGGCCAGAGGGGUGUGGAGGAGCCCUCCUGGCAGCUGGCCCCAUGCUCUGCCAGCCUGCCUGUGUGUCACCUGUAAGAUGUACGGGGGGAGGGGGACUGUGUACCUCAGAGACACAUCCCGUCCCUUCGGCACUCCCUCCCUCCGCAUGGCCUGCGCCGCUCUGCUCUGGGUGCCCCAGAGCAGGACUCGAGGGUGCUGGUGUCAGGAGGGCGGAACCAACCCUGCUGUCAGCACAGGGGCAUCGCCGACUCCACACGGCUCCCAGUGCAUGGUGUUCCCCCAGGAGAGCUGGGCCCUGAACAUUGCCAAGGUGCUAUGGGUCUCUGAUGGGGUCCAUGUUGGCGGUAGAGAUGUUUGAGGUCCUGACGUUAAGGCCUUUGCCAUCCCUGUUGCGGAGUGAGGUUUACCUUUCAGAGGGUUUUGAGCUGGGUCUCGGCCUGUUCCUGCAGGACGGAGUUGGGGGAUUUGGUGCUCCUUCCCCAGCAGUGCCAUACCUACUCCAGGGUCCCUGGGGAACGCGGGAGUGUGGCUGCCCUCGCUGGGGAGGGCCUCCCUCCACAGGAGCAGCUGUAGGUGUUUGGUGGUGCUGCCAAGCGGAGUGCAUGGCGGGGGAGGUCGGGUGCCUUGGGAAGCGGCCUUUCUGUCCCACCCUAGGAGGGCCGAGAGCUGGACUGGGGAGCAGGGCUGCACCUAGGCCUGUGCGCUCUUGCCAUUGACUGGGAGCAACGGGCCUUCACUGCCGGCGUGGUCACAAUGAGAGCCUCUGGGUUUGAGGUGGCCAUGGUGAAGGGGAAAGGGAAGGUGGCCGUCUGUGUGCAUGUGCCGGUGUGCGUGGGGGGAGGGUCUGCCCUGACUUUAUUUAAAUAAAAUAGUUUAUGUAACAG
Molecule: messenger RNA, 3030 nt
Organism: Pipistrellus kuhlii (Kuhl's pipistrelle)
Lineage: Eukaryota; Metazoa; Chordata; Mammalia; Chiroptera; Vespertilionidae
Gene: SH3BP5L
Product: SH3 binding domain protein 5 like
Exons: 7
Coding region: 629-1786 (385 amino acids)
Biological process (GO): negative regulation of protein tyrosine kinase activity; intracellular signal transduction
Cellular component (GO): cytoplasm
Molecular function (GO): protein kinase inhibitor activity
Source: RefSeq, a predicted model, not a curated record